Triticum turgidum subsp. durum (durum wheat) is the source of this 984-nucleotide messenger RNA. The record is from the annotation of a GenBank genome assembly. NCBI's taxonomy places the organism in Eukaryota, Viridiplantae, Streptophyta, Magnoliopsida, Poales, Poaceae.
AUGGCUGGCACCGGCAGCACCUGGCUCCUGCUGGAGCAGAAGGGAGCUGGGCCGGGAGCAAGGAGCUCCCACGCGAUCACGCUCGUCGGCGGCACGGCCUACUCCUUCGGCGGCGAGUUCACGCCGCGCCUGCCCGUGGACAACACCAUGUACGCCUUCGACCUCAAGGCCCAGUCCUGGUCCGCCCUCGACGCGGCCGGCGAGGUGCCCCCGCCGCGCGUCGGCGUCACCAUGGCCUCCGUCGGCGCCACGGUGUUCGUCUUCGGCGGCCGCGACAAGGACCACACGGAGCUCAACGAGCUCUACUCCUUCGACACGGCCACCAGCACCUGGACCCUGCUCUCCUCCGGCGACCACGGCCCGCCGCACCGGAGCUACCACUCCAUGGUGGCCGACGGCGAGGGGAGCCACGUGUACGUCUUCGGCGGCUGCGGCAACGCCGGCAGGCUGAACGACCUGUGGGCCUACGACGUCACCGCCGGGCGCUGGGAGGAGCUGCCUUCGCCGGGGGCGGCCUGCCCUCCCCGCGGCGGGCCCGGGCUGGCGUUCGCCGGCGGGAAGGUGUGGGUGGUGUACGGGUUCUCCGGGGACGCGGAGCUCGACGACGUGCACUCCUACGACCCGGCCACCGGCGAGUGGGCCGUGGUCGACACCACCGGCGACAAGCCCACCCCGCGGAGCGUGCUCUGCGCCGCCGGGGUCGGGAAGCACGUGGUGGUGUUCGGCGGCGAGGUGGACCCCAGCGAUCUCGGCCACCUCGGCGCCGGCAAAUUCUCCGCCGAGGCCUUCGUGCUAAACACCGACACCGGCGCGUGGACCAGGCUGGAUGACGCCGGGUCUGGCCACCACCCCGGUCCUCGGGGUUGGUGCGCGUUCUCGGCGGGGGCGCUUGACGGCCGGCGAGGCAUGCUUGUCUACGGCGGCAACUCGCCGACGAACGACCGGCUUGGCGACAUGUUCCUCUUCACUCCGCUUCUAGCUUGA